This is a messenger RNA of Oncorhynchus tshawytscha (Chinook salmon), 2241 nucleotides long. Its product is annotated as syntaxin-19. NCBI's taxonomy places the organism in Eukaryota, Metazoa, Chordata, Actinopteri, Salmoniformes, Salmonidae. Gene Ontology annotation, molecular function: SNARE binding; SNAP receptor activity. The coding region runs from base 400 to 1314 and encodes 304 amino acids. Gene Ontology annotation, biological process: intracellular protein transport; exocytosis; synaptic vesicle fusion to presynaptic active zone membrane. The transcript has 5 exons. The record is from RefSeq and is a predicted model, not a curated record. Gene Ontology annotation, cellular component: SNARE complex; presynaptic active zone membrane; plasma membrane.
UUAACAUAUAGGAACAACUAACAGAACACACACACACACACACACGUGACCUACAGCUAAUAAGUAUUUGGAGUGGAGGGCUCAAUAGAUUCCCUGAGGAUACCGUUCAGAAGGAUGGGAUAUACAUUUGGAUAACUUCAUGAAUGCUUUUUGUGAAGUACGAAUAAUCCAUUCUCCAUGGCUUGGCUAAAUUGGCAGUUACAUUCCUGGUCAAACAUAAAUGGCAGGCUCUAAGCCUCACGGAUUACUUACUACAACAAGUGAAACAACAUCAGACCCUGUCCUCCUGAGUGAGGUCCACCAAAAGGCUCUGUCCUUUGGAGAUAACUUCACUAAGGGGCCUCAACUCACAGGCUUUUGUCAUCCUUCUGCUUGAUCUCCACCGAGAGGUCUCUGACCAUGAAGGACCGCCUGGAGGAGCUGCGUCAGAGGGCCCAGGGUUUUCGGGAGGUGAGCAGAGAGACAGAUGAUACCCCAUUCCCUGAGGAAGAUGCUAACCCAGAUGCCCCAUUGGGGGUUAAGGUCGCCACCCCGCAGCAGGCUGUGGUGUUCGAGCAAGAACCAGUCCUGCACAACUUCCUGUCCGAGGCUCAGCAUAUCCGCGGUGACAUCACUGAGCUGGAAACAGAGGUGAAGAAGUUCAGCCAGCAACAAAGGACCCUGGUGGCAACCAUGCGUCGUUUCAGUGUGAUGAAGAAGGACAGUGAUGUGACGACGGACAUCAAGCUGCAGGCAGAGAGCAUCCACAGACGGCUGGACGACCUCUCCAAGAAGGCACAGAGUUUAGAAGACAUGCAGGGACUGGCUACAGCCACUACACGCAUCCAACGCUCCCAACACGCAGUGCUACACAGACAAUUCCAACAGGUGAUGUGUCUGUACAACAACUCCAUCCUCAGUAAACAGGAGCAUUGUAAAAACUUCCUCAUCCGCCAGCUGGAGGUGUUUGGUCGUGACGUCACCGAGGAGGGAGUCGAUGAAAUGGUUGCCACGGGGAAGUGGGAGGUGUUUAAUCAGAACCUGCUCAACGACGAACGCAUCACACGUGCUCAGCUGUCCGAGAUCGAGCAGAGACACAAGGAGCUGCUGAAUCUGGAGAGCAACAUGAAGGAGCUGAGAGAACUGUUCAUGGAUAUCUUUAUGUUGGUGGAGGAGCAAGGAGGCUACAUAGACAACAUCCAGACCAGUGUAGAGAAGACACAGGACUACGUCACCGUCACUAACGAGAAAUUUAAAAUGGCCACCAGGUACAAGAAGAAGAACCCUCUAAGGAGACUGUGCUGCUGUUGCUGCCCCUGGAGGUGCUGCACAUAGAGAAGGGACAAGUCCCCUGAACACUGGAGAUAGCCCUGGAGGUGCUGCACAUAGAGAAGGGACAAGUCCCCUGAACACUGGAGAUAGCCCUGGAGGUGCUGCACAUAGAGAAGGGACAAGUCCCCUGAACACUGGAGAUAGCCCUGGAGGUGCUGCACAUAGAGAAGGAACAAGUCCCCUGAACACUGGAGAUAGCCCUGGAGGUGCUGCACAUAGAGAAGGGACAAGUCCCCUGAACACUGGAGAUAGCCCUGGAGGUGCUGCACAUAGAGAAGGGACAAGUCCCCUGAACACUGGAGAUAGCCCUGGAGGUUUUUCAGAUUGGGAAAGGAAGAGCUCUGGUGUGGAGUGUCUACAGCUAUGGGAGGGAGAUCUGUAGGGUGGCAUGGCAGAACAGUGUUCAAAGAAGAUUUAAGCCCAUUACAGUGGUCAGAAAUCAUCCAGGAACAAGAGGAUUGUAAGAGGCUGUGCAGUUGAAGCAGGGUGGGAGUCAGUGUCUCCACUCAUGAGGGACAACUUUAACGCAAGACAUAAUGCAUUUUGAGAAUCAGCAAGACUGCUUACACACGUUUUCAAAACUGUCUCCUUUUUUCAAAACUCUACACACAAUUCCCAAAACUGCACACACAAAAUGCAAAAUGCCUCACAUCUCCUUCAAAAUGUAACACUGCAUUCAAAAUGCCAUAAACACAUGUCAGAAUGAAGCAUUUGCAUCAAAUGUAAACCAAAAUUAUAUUCUUUAGAAUACAGUAAAGAACACAAUUGUGUGUGUGGGGUCCCGGGGGGCAGUCCAGGAAUUUGUAGGGAGGGGGGGCAUUCACCAGUGCUAAGCUACGCUUCAUCUCUUCUCCAGCCUGAGUCUGGCCACAAUACUUUGUCCACAUCACAGGAUACGUUUUCUCUUGCCAAAAAUCGAGGGAUGUAUCU